Molecule: messenger RNA, 3893 nt
Organism: Leptopilina heterotoma
Lineage: Eukaryota; Metazoa; Arthropoda; Insecta; Hymenoptera; Figitidae
Product: somatostatin receptor type 2-like
Exons: 1
Coding region: 196-1449 (417 amino acids)
Biological process (GO): G protein-coupled receptor signaling pathway
Cellular component (GO): neuron projection; membrane
Molecular function (GO): peptide binding; somatostatin receptor activity
Source: RefSeq, a predicted model, not a curated record
UUAAACGGUAGAAACUAGAGAAGUUUGUUUAUCGAGAAGCGAUGAAAUGGCGCCAUCGUCGUCGCGAUCAUUACCGCAGCAACGAUUAUUGCCACUUGAUAAUUACAUGAACUCAUUAAAAACUCGAAGGUUUAAGAAUUGAGAAUUCCUAGAAGUAAAAGAAAAAAAAACAAUACGAAGAAUAAUCCAAUUAUCAUGAUGAACGUGACAUUAAGCGAGGGUUUCAAUACCACAAACUCCACAAUCAACAACUGCCAAACGAACUUUUCGUUAACUUCACUAAUAGCUCAAGUCAUCUAUUCAGGUGUUUGUAUUGCUGGACUUGUGGGCAACACAAUGGUCAUUUAUGUUGUUGCUCGCUUUUCAAAAAUGCAAACCGUCACCAACAUUUAUAUUUUGAAUUUAGCCGUAGCGGAUGAGUGUUUCCUAAUUGGAAUUCCCUUUCUAUUAACAACAAUGUCAGUGGGUGCUUGGACAUUUGGAACAGUAAUGUGUAAAAUUUACAUGACAUCAACUAGUAUCAAUCAAUUUACCAGCAGUAUUUUUAUUUUCAUCAUGAGUGCUGACAGAUAUAUUGCCGUAUGUCAUCCAAUAUCAUCGCCCCAAUUUCGAACUCCGUUCAUCUCAAGAAUUGUGUCACUUGGUGCUUGGAUAAUGAGUGCACUAUUCAUGAUACCAGUGUUUCUUUACGCAAAUGCAUUGCCUAGUGAAAAUGGUUCACUUAGCUGCAAUAUUUACUGGCCUAACGAACACGGCGGUCAGACAACAUUCACCAUUUACACUUUUCUUCUUGGCUAUGCAAUUCCAUUGACUUUAGUCUUGGUCUUUUACAUUCUCGUCCUAAGGAAAUUACAAACAGUAGGACCACAAAAUAGAUCCAAUGAUAGACGACGUUCGAAUAGAAAAGUCACCAUCAUGGUACUAACUGUAAUAGCAGCAUACAUAUUUUGUUGGGCACCAUAUUGGGUAACGCAAAUGUCACUAAUUUACACUGAACCCAACGAAUGUCAAUCAGAAUUGACAAUUACAAUUUUCCUCAUGGCCGGAGUAUUCUCCUAUUGUAACAGUGCUAUGAAUCCAAUUCUCUAUGCCUUUCUUAGUGAUAAUUUUCGAAAGAGUUUCGCGAAGGCCUGCACUUGCACCGCCAGUAAGGAGGUGAAUGCAAAUUUACAUUUUGAAAACAGUGUCUUCCCGAGGAAGAAUAAAGGCAAUAAUGAAAGACUACAAGCUGAUCGUAUGGUUGUAUCUGCACAAUCAAAGGAUGAUAUCGAUGAUAAAGAGGAUGAACGAGGUUUGUUAAUUAGUAAAACAUCAACAACAAAUGUUACCAUGACUUCGAGGACAAAUAUCACAAUUAAUAGUGGAUCUCGAGAGCAGGAUGAACAGGAGAUAGUGGAUAAGAAUCUUCUGAAAAAUGGUGCACAACACACUUUGCUGACGCAGGUCUAAAGUUCUAUUUUUUGUGCUUAAAAAUAGCACUGAUGUAUCUUGUGUCAUUAAUCAUCAAAGAAAAGUUUAGGAUUUCAAGAUCAAUGUGGUUGAAUGAACAUUUUAUUAUAUAGAUAAUUUAUUAAUAAGAUAGAGAGAUUAUAAGAGUUGUAUGUUAAAAUGAUUUGUGAGAUUAUUUGUGAUCAUAUCAAGUAAUUAAUCUUGCAACGGACACUAAAAGGGUACAAUUUCGAGAAAGUGAAAUUAGAUGGAAUAUAAUAUUUUAGAUGCAUAAUGAAAAAACCUACAAUUAGGUUUUAGUUUCUAAUGGCCUAAUUUUUAAUAUCUUAAGGGUCAUUGUUACACAAUGUUGAGUAGACUGUUAGGGUUAGGAUCUCAAUUCAACAUCUGAGGUAUUACAUGUUAUGAUAAUUUGGCUAAUGUCAUGGCAUGUAAUUCAUCAUUUUUUUAAUCAAUUCUACAAUUUCUAUCAUCACGAACUUACAACUCUAUUGGCAACACAAAUACACUAAAGAAGUCGUCGAAAAAAGUAUGCCGGACGUAUGGGCUUAGCUUAUCCACGAAUUUGGUAAGUCUAGGAGUUUUAGGGCGUUAUUUUCCAUUUUAAAGAAUUUAAUUUCAUUCGAAGGAGUUUAACGUUAAUUGACAGUUUGUGAUUACAUAACUUGUUAUUUAUCUCGUUUCGACGAGAGGUCUGGUGUUUUUUAAUUUCCACAAUUUGAGGGUUUAAAACUUUUUCCAGUGUAGUACAUAAACCAAAGAGUUGAGAUUCGUGUCUAAGAAGCUAUAGAAAGAUUUUAAAGAAUUUGAAUUUCCUUCCGAUUGUCAGUAACUAAAAAUAUAUUCCUUUGUACAGAUCUUCCUAAACUAAGAUGAAAACUUGACGAAAUCGUUUAAUUCAGUUUUGAAAAACAAACAUUUCUUUAUGUACAAAACUAAAAGGUAGAAAGAAUUUUAUGUUCGCGAAUAUUUUUCCAGUGCAAAUUCUCUACUACAAAACAAACAAAAUAAUCCUUAAAUUGUAUACAAACAAAAAUAGAUUUUGCAGGUAAAUUCUUGUCUACUCUCCAUAUAGUUUAUAACUGUAGACAGAAAUAAAACGAUAAAGAUUAUAAAUACUAGAAUUAUAAAAAAGUAGAUGUUAUAAUUCUACAUCUAUAAAAUAAUGGAAACAAUUUUAACUGUUUUCAAAAGCGUAACGUAAAGUGUGUGAAAGAAAAGAUCUAAAUAAUUAUUUAUUGGGCCGUUUACAUUUGUAUAAUAAUUUAAUGGUAAAGGCCUAUUUUCAAAUACUAUUUUUUUUAUAAAAAAUUUAGAAAUAUAUUUCUUGAAUAUUACAAUUAUUAACCUCAAUCAAAUACAAUUACAACAAAAAAAUGCCAGAAUCUAAAUUUUCGAAUCUUUCAAUAAAACAUUCAUGAGAAUGUAUAUUGUGUGAAUUGUAAUUUUUCAACAAAAUGUAAAAAUGCCUAAAUAAUCUACAUCUAUUUUAGAUUGCACGAAUGUUAAGGAACAAAAUUUUUUUUUCUAAAAAAGAAUGAACAGGGUCUGAAUGUGUUUUUCCUUCUUCGACACUUGUUGCACUCUCUUUAGUGACUUACAUUAUUUGUAUAUAUAUACAUACUUUUACGUCUCACAUAUAUAAAUUCUCAACAUUACCUUCACGUAAAACCAAAAGAGACAAUUUUGUAGUUACAAACAUUUUUCACUUUAACUUUUUCUCCAUUUUUUGUUAACCAUUUUUUUCGUUUUAAGCGUUGUUGGCAUAAAUCGUCUAGUUUGUGGAGAAUAACCAAUGCAGCACAUUCAGAAUUUUAAAUCAUAUCCUUAAAAGUACUUUUAAACGACCACCACACGCUCAUUUUCCAUUUUUAAACUAGAAAUAAAAAACGAAUUUUCUAUUAUUACAAAAAUUUGCGGAUUAUUACAAAAAGAGAUAGUUUUUAUUAUAUUCGAAUAGUAAAUUUAACUUUCAAAUAAAAUAUUUAAUUAAAUAAAUUUUUUUCUAAACUUUUUUCUUUUACUUGUAUUGAACAUUUAAUUAUGUCCAAUAAGUGUCGAAAUAUUAUACGAUUAAAAUUGUCUAAUGUUUAUAUUUAGAUAAAAUUUUGAUUUUAUCAUUUUAAAGAGUGGCGCUGCUCAAAUAUAAAUUUAUGACCGAAUGGAUAAAUCAGACUUCAAUUAGCUUAAUGCGCAAAGUAAUGAAUGAUAAAUUAUUCAGAAUGUCUACUUCGAAUCGUUCAAUUUUACUCCAGACAUAUUUCAAAAUUGGAAAUUUCCUACUGAACUGAGAAAGUUUUUCAUGAUAUUCUCUAUUUUAAAAGUCAUUUAAAUAUAAUUUCCCCCGAAAAGAAUUAAACGUUUAUUUGAAAAAAUUGGAUAAAGUUUUUUCAUAUGAGAAAAAAAAUUACUAUUUGAAUAGCAUAAUUCUUUAUUAAAAUUUA